Molecule: messenger RNA, 742 nt
Organism: Sphaerodactylus townsendi
Lineage: Eukaryota; Metazoa; Chordata; Lepidosauria; Squamata; Sphaerodactylidae
Gene: OMP
Product: olfactory marker protein
Exons: 1
Coding region: 60-530 (156 amino acids)
Biological process (GO): sensory perception of smell; signal transduction
Cellular component (GO): neuronal cell body; nucleus; cytosol
Source: RefSeq, a predicted model, not a curated record
ACGGCCAAGCAGUGCAGAAUAAGUUUGCGGAGGAGAAGGAGCCGGGCAGGAAAGCAGCCAUGGCGUCCGAGCUGGAGCUGCCCUUGGUGCCAGACGUCCCGCUGACCGACUGUAUGAGGCUCCGGGCGCAGAGCCUCCGGCAGAGAAACGAGAAGCCCCAGGACGGCGAGAAGCUCUUGCGGCCCAACGAGUACAUCUACCGGGUGGACUUCUCCCAACAGCACAACCUGCGCUUCGUGCGCUGGGACGUCGCGCUGGAGAAACCGGGCAAGGUGGACGUCGUCGGCACCUCGCAGCACUGGACGCCCGACCUGACCCCUCUGAUGCGCCGGCAGCUGCUGGAGCCCGUGGGGGUCUUCUGGAAGAGGCCGGACUCCCGGGAGGUGGAGUGCAACGAGGCCGACAUCCUGGAGUUUGGGGAGAGGCUGGUGGAGCUGGCCAAGAUCCGGAAGGUGAUGUAUUUCCUCUUGGCCUACGACGACGGCCUCGAACCGGCGCACCUCAAGUGCUCCGUGGUCUUCAGAGUCUGAAUUUCAACCUGCCCGGAUCCUCGGUUUCCCCCGCGUCGCAUCCUUUUUCCUGUUUUUGGCUCUGCUGCUUGAACGAUACGUGUUUGAAGCCGGAAAGCAAUGCUGUUGAUUCUCUCGUGCGCUUUCUUACUCGGUUGCCUGUUCUGGGUCAGAGAGCUGCCUGGGCGAUGACGAAGAAGAGGAAGACUUUGGAUCUAUAACUCCCCUUUUCU